Messenger RNA from Plutella xylostella (diamondback moth), 1505 nucleotides. RefSeq lists its product as uncharacterized. The record is from RefSeq and is a predicted model, not a curated record. Gene Ontology annotation, biological process: regulation of DNA-templated transcription. Gene Ontology annotation, molecular function: DNA-binding transcription factor activity, RNA polymerase II-specific; RNA polymerase II cis-regulatory region sequence-specific DNA binding. Lineage: Eukaryota; Metazoa; Arthropoda; Insecta; Lepidoptera; Plutellidae.
CGUCGCCGGAAGUAUCAAAGAUAAAUGAAAACAAAAAUCAACUACACAAUUUACCGGUCUACAGUGGGGAUCAUCCUACGGAGUGCUCCACUCAAGACCUGGAUGUGAAACCUGACCACCUGUGUACUGACAUGGAUGGCACAAUAACUGUCAAGGGCAACAGUUUGACAGAAUUUCAUGAAAUUGAAACUGAAAUCAAGAAGGAAUCAGAGAAUGUUGUACCAAAUGAAUUGCCAUUUUACAGAAACAGAAUUAUACUUGGCAAGAUACAUGUAGACGAGUCUGAUGAAGAACGAGAAAUUGAUGCACCAGCUGACUGUAAUAAUGUUGUAAACAUCAAAACAAACAAUGAUCAAGAUUUGGCAGGCUCAAUAUACACUGAUGUAAAUAGAAGCAUGAGGAUAACUAAACAGUAUUAUGAAAUGGAAAAAUGUUUGGGAGCGAAAAUUAUUCUAACAAACUGUUAUACAACUCUAUUGAACCAUAACUGUUACUGUGCUCAAUGUGCAGUGUUGUUCCCCACCACUGAAGCGUAUAGUGAACAUUACACGAGCACACACACACGUGAGAAGGCAUUUGUGUGUGACACCUGCAAGAAAACAUGCAACACAAAAAGUAAAUUGAUAAAGCACAUGUUAGUUCACACUGAAGAAAAACCAUUUGAGUGUGAAACUUGCCAUAAAAGAUUUAGCCUACUAGUUAAUAUGAAAAUACAGAAGUUCAUUCAUACUAGCGAAAAGCCGUUCGAGUGUAUAACUUGCAAUAAAACCUUCAGUAACCUAUACACUUUGAAAAAACACAACCUUAUUCACACUGGCGAAAAGCCAUUCCAGUGUGACAUUUGCACGAAAACAUUUACCCAAAGAAGAAAUUUUAAGAGCCAUAAGUUAAUUCACACAGGAGAAAAACCAUUUGAGUGUGAAACUUGCAAGAAAACAUUCAGAUAUAUAUUGUCUUUAAAACAACACAAGUUAACUCACACUGGUGAAAAGCCAUUCCAGUGUGACAUUUGCACUAAAAAAUUUAGCCAAAGAUGUCAUUUGAAGAGCCAUAAGUUAACUCACACUGGCGAAAAGCCAUUUCAGUGUGACAUUUGCACUAAAUCAUUCUACCGAAGAUGUCAUUUGAAGAUCCACAAGUUAGUUCACACUGGCGAAAGGCCAUUCCAGUGUGAUAUUUGCAAGAACACAUUUCUCGUAAUAAGAAAUUUGAAGAGGCACAAGUUAGUACACACUGGGGAAAAGCCCUUCCAGUGUGACGUUUGCAACAAAAAGUAUGGUUCAAGGAGUCAUUUGAUUCGCCACAUGAGUGUUCACACUGGCAAAAAGCCUUACGAAUGUGAUGUCUGUCAUAGAAGAUACCGAUACUCGGAUUCUCUGAAGCAUCACAAAAGUCUCAAACACUAAAAUUUUCUUCUUUACAUAACCGAUUAUGAUUUUAAGUUGAGAAAACAGGCCUAUUACAUAAGAACAAUUGAAAUUUCAAUAAUUAUGAUUGGUAGGUAA